Messenger RNA from Lytechinus variegatus (green sea urchin), 1396 nucleotides. RefSeq lists its product as uncharacterized. The record is from RefSeq and is a predicted model, not a curated record. The transcript has 3 exons. NCBI's taxonomy places the organism in Eukaryota, Metazoa, Echinodermata, Echinoidea, Temnopleuroida, Toxopneustidae. The coding region runs from base 182 to 1195 and encodes 337 amino acids.
ACAAAUUGGAAUAUGGCGGUAUCAGCGCUGUCAUUCCUUCGCAAGGAUCAGAAAUCAAAAGAAUUAUCUGAGAAAGCUCCAAAACCAACAGGUUCCACGUUAGAUUUUCCAGAGUCCAUUGAUGAUCAGGCACUUUGACAGAUUUUGGUAAACAUCACAAAAGAAAUCCCAAGCAACCAAGAUGAAGAGCAGAAAGAGAGGACGACCUCCUGCAGACUCUUCUGACAAGCCUGCAGCUAAAAAGGCUGCAAUCAAUUCCCCCACUCAAGGAAAGACCAGAGCCACUUCCAAAACAGUGCAGAAGCCUACGGUAAAGAAGACAGUGGUAAUCAAGAAAGUUUCGGCUCCCGCGAGGAGCAAGAAAUCUAAACAGACGGAGUCCAGCCGGGUAAACCAGAAGAAACAUGCUCCAAAUAAAAAGAAAACUCUUCCAAUCAAGUUCAGUGGAGCCACGGGGAAGUCCUCGAGUGCAGAAUCUGCUGAGAGAAGAGACCAAACAAAGCAGGAUGAAGCAACUACUGAAUUAUUAUCUGAGCCAUCAAUUGAAAUGGAAGAUGAACACAAUUACAGCAAAGAUCCUAGAGAUGAACUGAUGAAAUUGAACCUGCUGAUUUAUGCCUGCCCUGUAUGCAAGAAAUAUUCCUUUGAUCCUCAGCAGAUGACCAAUCAUGCAAGGACAAUGCAUGAGGGUAAAGUUGGUGUUAUGCUUAUGUUGCCGCUUCCAGACGUCAAGUUACCCAAGCUUGCAUCCCCACAAAAACAGCAAGUAUUAGCAUCACCUCCGCCGACCAGGGUUGUAAGCCCGACUGCAGAGGGAAACAAGACAAUGUAUGGCUGCGACAAGUGUGAUAGACAGUUUGAUCGUGCUAGACAGAUGAAUAUGCACAGAUGCCUCCAGAUGAGCAAGAGGAAGUCAUCGCCCCGCAGGGGAGAGGAAAGUACAUUAUCAAAAUCUCCUAGUAGAGCAGAAGAAAUGUUAACGCUAAUGACUCCCAAAGAGAACAAGAAAGAGUCAGAAUCAGAAACAGUCACAUCUCACCUUGUCAUUGUUGAGAAUGAAGCGACAAACUCUGAUAAAAUUAAAGAAAGUGGAGUGGAAGAUGGGAAGAAAAUUCCCCCAUACCUCCCAAGACGGCUACUGAUCUUGUUGACUUUGAAUCUCCACAGCAGUUUGGAGACAGCCCUACCAAAGUAAGGAGCUUUGAAGAGGAUCCCAUGGAUAAUGGCAUUGAUGAUGAUGAUGAUGAUGGUAUACCACCUACUCUAGGUGUCCAUCUAAGUAAAGACAUACCACCAGAGGACAGACCUGGCACAUGGAAACUCUGCAAAAGAAAACAUGUGACAGGGUGGAAGUGGGAAGCACAGAAAGUGACUGAUGAAGAGAUGAAGCAGAUAG